UCGCAAAAGACGAAAAAGUUUCCGAUCUCAGAAAGAGAGAACACACAAACGCAGAAACUAAAAGCUCUUUUUGGUUCGCUCUUUCAUCAGAUUCUCCGAUCGGUCUACGGUUUUGAUGUGAUAAGAAUCCUUUUUCUCAGCCAAACACUGUAUCCAAAUUAGUCCGGAAAAUGUCACUCACUCCUGAUUUAUCAAAGAAAGUGGGAUUAGGGAUUGCACCGUCUCCAAAUCCUUUUCUGACGCCUCGUCCAGAACGGCGGCGUACGGAUCCGAGAAUGGUGGACUGGAACUCAAACCGUCAGGACAGGGAUAAAGAGACAAAUGUGCAAGUUCUGCUUAGAUGCAGGCCAUUAAGUGAUGAUGAGCAAAGGUUGAAUGUGCCGAAGGUGAUAUCAUGUAAUGAACAUAAAAGAGAAGUGUCUGUUUCGCAAAAUCUAGCUAACAAGCAAGUAGAUAGAAUUUUCACCUUUGACAAGGUUUUUGGGCCCAAAGCACAGCAAAGAUCUAUAUAUGACCAAGCCAUUGCCCCAAUUGUUAAUGAAGUUCUCGAUGGAUUCAACUGUACAGUCUUUGCAUAUGGACAGACAGGGACUGGUAAAACAUAUACUAUGGAGGGUGGGAGGAGAAACAAGGGUGGGGAUUUGCCUGCUGAGGCUGGAGUUAUUCCUCGGGCUGUUCGUCAAAUUUUUGAUAUGCUUGAGGCACAAAAUGCUGACUAUAGUCUGAAAGUAACAUUUUUGGAGCUGUACAAUGAAGAAAUAACUGAUUUACUGGCUCCAGAAGACAAUUCAAGAUCAACUGAAGAUAGACAAAAGAAACCUAUUUCCUUGAUGGAGGAUGGAAAGGGUUGUGUGGUUCUAAGAGGCCUUGAAGAAGAAGCAGUAUACAGUGUAAAUGAAAUUCAUAGUCUCUUGGAACAAGGGGCGGCCAAAAGGCGUACAGCGGAUACCUUGUUAAACAAGCACAGUAGCCGUUCUCAUUCUAUCUUUACCAUCACCGUCCAUAUAAAGGAAGCAGCUGUUGGUGAUGAGGAGCUAAUUAAGUGCGGCAAGCUUAAUCUUGUUGAUUUGGCAGGAUCAGAGAAUAUAUCUCGGUCAGGUGCACGGGAGGGUCGAGCAAGAGAAGCAGGGGAGAUAAACAAAAGCUUACUCACCUUAGGCCGCGUUAUAAAUGCCCUUGUGGAACAUUCUGCUCAUAUACCUUACAGGGAUAGCAAGCUUACGAGGCUAUUAAGGGACUCUUUAGGAGGGAAAACAAAAACUUGCAUCAUUGCUACAGUUUCUCCCUCUGUUCAUUGUUUGGAAGAAACUCUAAGCACAUUAGAUUAUGCCUGUCGUGCCAAAAACAUAAAAAACAAACCUGAGGCCAAUCAGAAAAUGUCCAAAGCUGUGUUGCUCAAGGAUUUGUAUUUGGAAAUUGAGAGAAUGAAACAAGAUGUUCGAGCAGCAAGGGAAAAGAAUGGUGUUUAUAUUCCGCUUGAAAGAUUUGCCAAGGAAGAAGCUGAAAGGAAGGCAAGUAAAGAGAAGAUAGAGCAAUUGGAGAAUGAUCUCAACCUCAGUGAGAAGCAAGUGGAUAGGUUUCGAGAGCUCUAUUUGACUGAGCAAGAACAGAAACUGGAUGUGGAAAGUGAGCUCAAGGACUGCAAGGUAAAUCUGGAAAAAAGUAGCAAGACAUUGCUUGAUCUUCAAGAAAGUUACAGGUUAGCCAUCACAAUGUUGAAGGAAAAGGAGUCUAUCAUUUCCAAACUGCAACGCUCAGAAAAUUCUUUAAUUCAAUGUGCAAAGGAGUUGCGCACCAAUUUGCAGAGUGCAUCAGAGGAUAUAGCUUCAUUAUUUGCAAAAUUAGAUCAGAAAGACAGGAUGGAAGCAGAAAACCAGAGCAUGGUUUUGACUUUUGGUUCUCAUCUUGAUCAGCGCUUAAAAGACCUGCACAGGACUGUCCUGGGGUCAGUUUCUCAACAACAGCAGUACUUAAGAUGUAUGGAAGAACAUGUCUGCUCAUAUCUUGCUAGUAAAUGUGAUGCAACACAGGCUCUUGAAUCAAGGAUUACGAAAAUGACAGAGACUUAUACUUCUGGAGUAGCAACCUUGAAGGACCUUGCCAAUGCAUUGCAAAGGAAAGCUUCCUCAGACCUGGAGCAGAUAAAUUCUACAAUCUCAUUGCAAGCAACGGCAGUUGAGAAUUUUCUUGUCACUGCUGUUUUGGAGGCCAAGGAGGUUAUUUGCGACAUCCAAAAUUCUCUUGAUGAGCAAAAACAGUUACUGGCUUUCUUCACUCGACAACAGGAAGAGGGGUUACAACGUAGUUUGGUUUCAGCACAAGUAAUUUCAAAGGAAACCGUGAGCUUCUUUAAUAAUCUGCACCAUCAUGCUUCUAAAGUGAUGACAGUUCUUGAUGAAAGCCAAAUUCAGAGAUCCAACCAAUUCAUAAAAUUUGAGAAGAUGUUUAAGGAUGAGGCUGCUAUAGAGGAAAAGCAGGCUUUGGAGAAAAUUGCAGGAAUAUUAGCAAGAUUGACAUCUAAGAAAGCUGCUAUGGUCUCAAAGGCAUCAAGGAGAAUCCAGGACUCAAGUAUACAAGAGAGCACAAAAUUGAAGCAAGAGAUGUCCGAGAUGCAGCAAGUUUCAACUGUUGCUAAGAAGAAAUUGAGUGAGUACAUGGAAAAGUUGGAAAGUCAUUUCAUGGAAGACACAUUCUCAGCUGCCGAGUCUAGGGCUAUCAUGGAAGAUUGUUUCCAUGAGUGCUCAAAGAGGGUGGAUUAUUCUGGGCAGCAGUGGGAAAUUGCCCAGUCAUCCAUUAAAGGUCUUAACAAGAUUGGCAUUGCAGAUAUAGGAUCUACUAUUAUGGAAAAUAUAUACGCAAAUCAUUUUGCAUAUGAGGAAUUUGUAUCUACAUCUUCCUCUGUAAGUGCAGAUUUCAAUGCUGGAGCCUGUGACAUGCUUGCCACUGUUGAAGAUUCUCUAAUGCUGGACCGUGAAAAUAAGAAGGAAAUAGACUCCACAACAGCCUUGUGCUUGGAUCAGCUUAAAUCUAUACAAGAGAAGCAUGGUGAAAGCAUAUCAAAUAUCCGAAGCCAAGCAGAAAAGUGCCUAAUAAAAGAUUAUUUGGUCGAUGAGCAUAGUCGUACAACACCUAAGAAACGAGUUAUAGUAGUGCCAAGUUUGGCAUCAAUUGAAGAGAUGAGAGAACCUGACUUUGAAAUGGACAAAGAAGCCAAUACUUCAGAGAAUAGAUUGAAAUGGACUCCCACAGAAAGCAAGAUCCCACAUCCAACAGUCUCACCUAUACUUCAGAGAACUCCUUUUGCAGAUGUCAAUUGAUAUUGACUAGAAAAAUGUUUAGUUAGAACUCUUAAUGCAGGAUGGGAAGGUAAUCUAAGCAAAUGGAUAGAUCAAGGUAUGCUUCUUUGUAUGUUAAUCAAAACUUUUCGUUUCAACCCAGAACCUGCUCAUCAACUGAUGAGUAUGAGUCUGAAUAUCAUGUCAAGAUAUGUAUCUUAUAUAGAAGUUUAAUAGUUCGUAAUGGCAUUAAAUAAUUCUUUCUUUUUUCUUUUUAAGCAUGCUGUGAGCAAUUUUCAAUUCAAUAGCACGUGCUUAAAUAGAUAUAUCAAUUGAUU
Corylus avellana is the source of this 3613-nucleotide messenger RNA. RefSeq names its product ATP binding microtubule motor family protein. Gene Ontology annotation, cellular component: spindle microtubule; mitotic spindle. The record is from RefSeq and is a predicted model, not a curated record. Gene Ontology annotation, biological process: spindle elongation; microtubule-based movement; mitotic spindle assembly. NCBI's taxonomy places the organism in Eukaryota, Viridiplantae, Streptophyta, Magnoliopsida, Fagales, Betulaceae. Gene Ontology annotation, molecular function: plus-end-directed microtubule motor activity; microtubule binding; ATP binding.